AUGGAACUGGAAUGCAGGGCUUGCUGUGAUGUACUGAAAAUGGCACUCCAGAAAGAUCUGACUGCAGAAGAUCUUCUCAGAUUCCACCAGUGCUUGUGUCAGGGAUCGACCUCACUGCAAAGUGUCCAAGGAGCACUCAGUCUGAUGUAUAGCAAGAUGAGUGGAGUCUGUGACCCUGAAACUCUCCUGGAUAGUCUGUUGGAGCAGCACAGAAAAAAGGAGCAAUUGGAGCAGCUUCUGUGGAAGGUUCAGAUGCUGAACUGCUGGAGUUGGGAUCACCUGUCACUGCCAGAGUGCCUGGAUCCACCUUGUAAUGAGAAUCAGAAAUCGGUGAAAACGUGGCGGCACCUACAGUCACCUCAAAUGAUGCGGAUGUGGAUGGGAAGGAAAGUUGUUAGGUUUGAACUGGACAGUCUGAAGGUUCGGCUCCGGUGUCUCGGUCAGGAGCAGCAGGAGCGGCAUCGGGUCAGCACCAGGUGGGCAAUAGGCGGAGUCUCUGCUGUCAUUCAUGAUGAUGGACAGGAUAUGGAAUGCCUGGGUCCUGAGGACAAGGAUGUUUUAUCAAAAUCACACCUUCUCCAGUUGGUGGAGCAGAAGUACCAAAUGCUUGUUGAGCAACUCCAUCAAAAGAGGCUACAGAAACACUGGGAAAUGUCCAGUUUGAGGUUACUGCUCCUGGACUUGCACCAAUGUUGUGAGCGUGAAAUGUCUUCCAUUUUGUCCACACCAAUGACUUCAGUACAGAGGACCCGGCUCUUCCUCUCCCAGUACUACCUGCAAUGCCAGGCCCAGCACCAGGACACGUUUGAAACUGCAGCACUUGUGUUGGGUAUCGCCGACUGGAAGAAGAGUGUUCAAGCCCCACAGUUGUGUGAAAGCAGAAACGAAAUGUUAGCCAUGAGCCAGCUCCAGGAUUUCAUCUGCACAAUCACUGAUCAGAAACGAAAGCAGCCAGUGAUCACAGCCCAUGACCCCAAGGCAUUAGCAUUGCUGGGGAGGAUCCACAUCCAGAAGAUCAUUCUAGAACAGUUAUGUAAAAAUCACCAGGAGGAACAAUCAUUGCUGCUGCAGUUUAUUUACAAGCAGAUGAUGCCAUCUAAUGAGCCUUGUGCAGAGAAGUUGGCAUUUAGUGACACUGCUGUUAACAACCAGAAUAAUUGGGUAAAUCUCACAUCAAGCAAACCAGGAGACCUCAUGGGUGAUAAGAAUGGCUACCUUCAGCCCAAGCUCUUGGAGGAAGCUUUUAUUCUCUACUGGCAAAAGAAGGAGAUCACAGUGCAGUCGAAGAGUCAAAGCCCAGCCAUUGUGGGGCUCAUGGAACUACACCUCAUGCAAACGACCAGAGUCCGGCAACUUAUCCAACAGAUGGAGGGGCAGUCUGUGAAUGACCUCAUCAACACUUACUGCUCACUACACAGUGAUCUGAGAAACAAUCAACACUACAACAACCUGGCGGCCAUGUUCCUGGGGCUAGUUACACCAGAGAUGGAUAUUGAUCAAAUUGGAUGA
This is a messenger RNA of Hypanus sabinus (Atlantic stingray), 1509 nucleotides long. RefSeq lists its product as uncharacterized. Lineage: Eukaryota; Metazoa; Chordata; Chondrichthyes; Myliobatiformes; Dasyatidae. The coding region runs from base 1 to 1509 and encodes 502 amino acids. The transcript is spliced from 11 exons. The record is from RefSeq and is a predicted model, not a curated record.